Molecule: messenger RNA, 2128 nt
Organism: Cotesia glomerata
Lineage: Eukaryota; Metazoa; Arthropoda; Insecta; Hymenoptera; Braconidae
Gene: CCT1
Product: T-complex protein 1 subunit alpha
Exons: 6
Coding region: 114-1787 (557 amino acids)
Biological process (GO): protein folding
Cellular component (GO): chaperonin-containing T-complex
Molecular function (GO): ATP binding; ATP hydrolysis activity; ATP-dependent protein folding chaperone
Source: RefSeq, a predicted model, not a curated record
UGUGUGUCAGACAAAUUAGAGUAGUAGCAAUCUCACGCUAUUUGAUACCUUAUAUAGAAACUAAAAUAAAUAUUUUAUUAUUUCGCAAAAUAAUAUAAAAAACUCAUUAAAAAAUGUCUGGAGUAACAAGUGCGUUGGCCGUCGCUGGUCAAAGACAAUCUGGAGCUCCAGUUCGUUCUCAGAAUGUUAUGGCCGUGUGUGCUAUCGCUAACAUUGUUAAAAGCUCCCUGGGUCCAGUUGGUCUGGACAAAAUGCUCGUUGAUGACAUUGGAGACGUGACUGUAACCAACGACGGAGCGACAAUCCUCCGGCUUUUAGAAGUAGAGCACCCAGCUUCGCGUAUCCUGGUCGAAUUAGCCCAAUUGCAAGACACAGAAGUAGGCGACGGUACCACCUCAGUGGUGAUAAUCGCAGCAGAAUUACUGAAGAACGCGGACGAGCUUGUGAAGCAAAAGAUCCACCCGACUACUGUGAUCAGCGGGUACAGAUUAGCAUGCAAAGAAGCUUGCAAGUACAUCCAGGAGCACCUGACAGUGAACGUCGAGGAGCUGGGCAGAGAUUGUCUAGUACACGUCGCGAAGACUUCCAUGUCGAGUAAGAUCAUCGGAGCCGACGCAAACUUCUUCGGCAACAUGGUGGUCGACGCAGCGAACGCUGUGAAGAUAAACGACGGCAAGGGAGGACACAUGUACCCGAUCAAGGCAGUGAAUGUCCUGAAAGCUCACGGAAAGAGCGCCCGGGAGUCGAUCCUGGUCCAAGGAUACGCUCUCAACUGCACAGUAGCUUCCCAAGCCAUGCCCAAGAAAAUUGUCAACGCCAAGAUCGCUUGCUUGGACUUCUCCCUCCAGAAAGCUAAGAUGAAGCUGGGUGUUGAGGUUCUGAUCACUGACCCAGAGAAGCUCGAGUCUGUGAGACAGCGCGAGAUGGACAUUACUAAAGAGCGCAUCCAGAAGAUCCUCAAUGCUGGAGCCAACGUCAUCUUGCUCUCGGGAGGCAUUGACGACUUGUGCCUGAAGUACUUUGUUGAAGCUGGAGCUAUGGCUGUCAGGAGGUGCAAGAAGACUGACCUGAAGCGUGUCGCUAAAGCUACUGGUGCUCACUUCUUGACUUCUUUGACCAACAUGGAGGGAGAUGAAACUUUCGAGGCCAGUUUCCUUGGAGAAGCUGCUGAGGUUGUUCAAGAUGUCAUCUGCGAUGACGAACUUCUUCUUAUUAAAGGACCUAAAGCCAGAACUGCAGCGUCAAUUAUUCUUCGCGGGCCAAAUGACUUUUACUGCGAUGAAAUGGAGCGUUCAAUUCAUGACGCUCUGUGUGUUGUCAAGAGAGUUCUGGAGAGCAAGACUGUUGUUGCUGGUGGCGGAUGUGUUGAAGCCGCUCUUUCUAUUUAUUUGGAAAAUUUCGCAACUUCAUUGAGCUCACGGGAACAACUUGCCAUUGCUGAAUUCGCUCGGUCAUUAUUGGUGAUUCCAAAAACACUUGCUGUUAACGCUGCUCAAGAUUCGACAGAUCUUGUUGCUAAAUUGAGAGCUUACCACAACUCCAGCCAGACAACUGUUGACCAUGCUAAUCUUAAAUGGGUGGGUCUUGAUUUAAUUGAGGGAACCGUGAAAGACAACAAAAAAGCCGGAGUACUCGAGCCCGCUAUUUCAAAAAUAAAAUCCUUGAAAUUCGCCACCGAAGCUGCUAUCACAAUCCUCCGAAUCGACGACAUGAUUAAAUUGGACCCAGAGCAGAAGCAAGGAAAGUCAUACGGUGACGCUAUGGCUGCUGGAGAGUUGGAGGGUUAAGCACUUAAUUUUCAAGAUUUCAUUAUUUUAAAUAAAAUAUCCUACUCACAAUAAUUUAUAAAAAUUGAUAUAAAUAAAUGUAUUUUAUACUAUUUAUUUAUAUUAAUAAUAAAAUCUUGAGUUUUAAUAAAUAAGUCUCAAUUCAUUUUUUUUUGCAAUUCCAUUUUUCACAUAAAAUUUCUUCUAAGAAAUUUUAUUCGUAUUUUUUUUAAUCAAACAAAUUAAGUUUAUCAAUUUAUACGUAAACUUUUUAUGAAGUAUGAAUAAUAUGAAAUAAUUGUUUAUUAAAAAUAUUUUAUAGGAACAAGAUUUCACUAAUAAAGCUUUUUCACGAAACUUAA